AGAUUCAGGAAGGAUUUAUGAUGGCAAAAAGUGAUAAGGAAAUAUUUGAUUAUUCUGGUAACGAAACAAAAGAAGAGGAUGGCAUAGAGACGGAUAAUUCAAUUCAAGUGAAAUGUUAUGAAUCUGACAAUUUUCAAGCAUUUCAGAAAACGGCAAGUUUUAAAAGAAUUCUUUUGUACAUUACACGAGUAUUCACCCCAAUAGUAGAUACGACUAAAUUGGUAGAUGAUUUGUUGUUGGCAGCAAGCGUUGCAGCGACCAUUUUCAAUGUUUUGGUAAUCUUCUGCGCUGUAAAAUUAUUUCGACGAAGUGGCGAUACGAUGCACUUAUUCAUUAUCAGUAUGACUGUUGGUGACUUAUUACUUACAGGUGACAGAUUUGGUUUUGCCAAGAAUGAUUAA
This is a messenger RNA of Loa loa (African eye worm), 401 nucleotides long. RefSeq lists its product as hypothetical. The transcript is spliced from 2 exons. Bases 18 to 401 code for a protein of 127 amino acids. The record is from RefSeq and is a predicted model, not a curated record. Lineage: Eukaryota; Metazoa; Nematoda; Chromadorea; Rhabditida; Onchocercidae. Gene Ontology annotation, molecular function: neuropeptide receptor activity. Gene Ontology annotation, biological process: neuropeptide signaling pathway.